CAACUUGCCUCCAUUUUGCUCUCGUAUGUAUGUGUGCGUGCGCAGUGUUGGUGUAAACUGGAGAGACAACAGAACCGAAAGCGGAGGCGCUGAGAAUUUUCUACAGAAAUGGACGGCAUCAGCGAUGUUACAGUUGGAGUGAAGAGAGGAUCAGACGAGUUGAGUAUGUACAACAGUCCCAACUCUGGCAUGAGCAGUAUCAGUGACGUGGCUUCCAAUGGCAGUGACAGUAAAAAGCUGAGGGUGGAGGAGGCCCCACCGUCUCGUGUACUCCACAUCAGGAAACUACCCAACGAGGCCUCAGAGACUGAAGUCAUCGCCCUCGGCUUGCCUUUUGGCAAAGUCACCAAUAUCCUCACACUGAAGGGAAAAAACCAGGCGUUCUUGGAGAUGGGGACAGAAGAGGCAGCCAUCACGAUGGUUAACUACUACACCACUGUAACGCCUCAUGUCCGCAAUGUCCCUGUCUUUAUUCAGUACUCCAAUCACAAGGAACUCAAAACUGAUGCUGGCAAUCAGCGGACCCUGGCGGUGCUUCAGGCCGUGUCGGCAGUCCAGUCUGGUGGUUCACCAAGCUCAGAUGUACAGGAAGCUCUUGCUGCUGCCUACAGUCCUGUCCUGCGGAUCAUCAUCGAUAACAUGUUCUACCCCGUAACGCUGGAUGUACUGCAACAGAUUUUCUCCAAGUUUGGCUCAGUCGUGAAGAUAAUCACAUUCACCAAGAACAAUCAGUUCCAGGCCCUUCUGCAGUUCGGCGAUCCUGUCAAUGCACAGCAGGCCAAACUGGCACUGGAUGGUCAGAACAUCUACAAUUCAUGUUGCACGCUGCGUAUUGACUUCUCCAAGCUGGUUAAUCUAAAUGUCAAGUACAACAAUGAUAAGAGUCGUGACUACACCCGACCUGAACUGCCUGCUGGGGACGGCCAGCCCAGCCUCGACCACACGGUGGCCGCUGCCUUCAGCAAAGACUCCAACUCCCUCCUCGGUAAGAUCCCAGGAGCCUUGAACCCUCUGAGUGCGGCAGCAGCGGCUGCAGCUGCUGCGGGGAGGGUGGCCCUAGCUGGACAGGCGGGGUCCAGUGGGGUCCUGCUGGUCAGCAACCUCAAUGAGGAGAUGGUUACGCCCCAAAGUCUGUUUACCCUCUUCGGAGUGUAUGGCGAUGUCCAGAGGGUGAAAAUUCUUUACAAUAAGAAGGACAGCGCUCUCAUUCAGAUGUCAGACGCCAACCAGGCGCAGCUAGCAAUGAGCCACCUAAAUGGCCAAAAGAUGUAUGGGAAGAUAAUCCGAGUGACCUUGUCCAAGCACCAGACAGUGGCGCUGCCUCGUGACGGUCUGGACGACCAGGGCCUGACCAAGGACUACGCCAACUCCCCACUUCAUCGCUUCAAGAAACCUGGCUCCAAGAACUUCCAGAACAUCUUCCCACCAUCUGCUACCCUCCACCUCUCCAACAUCCCACAGGACGUGACAGAGGAUGACCUGCGGCUGCUCUUCUCCAAUGCUGGAGGCACUGUGAAAGCAUUCAAGUUUUUCCAGGAUCGCAAAAUGGCUCUGAUCCAGAUGUCAACAGUGGAAGAGGCUAUCCAGGCCUUGAUUGACCUUCACAACUACAACAUGGGAGGCAACCAGCACCUGAGAGUCUCCUUCUCCAAGUCCACCAUUUAAGAAUCUGACCCACAAACUCCUGACAGUACCAGGGUUCACUGUCUCUGAGCUUGGUGCUCAGAAACCUUUCAGACUGUGUCUGGACACUGGGGGGGGGGGAUUGAAUCUGUUUUGUUGUUGGAGUUUUGUUGAUUGUGUCAUUCCUCAAGAGAGACUGAAACUUUUGACAUUUUUUAAAGAGAACAUUUCAGUAUGUUGCAGAUACUGGAUCCUCCCAGCUAUUAUCUGCACCUCUGUAUUUUUAUGGCAAGCAAAAUGUUGACAUGAUGGAUUGUCCUCCUGUAUGAGACUUUGAUGUAGAUCAGUGUUUAAUUCUUGAUUAGUUGAAAAGAUACAUUACUUAUGUGCCUUACUUGACAAUAUCAACUGUUUCUACAGCUGGACAUGUUCAUGAAUUACCCUGCUAUGCUUUUUGAGGCACAUUGGUGUUGGAUAUUUUUGGGGCUUAGUGAGAGUGCAAGCUGUUUUGUCAUCCUCUAUACAUUAUUACAGUUUUUGAAGCACUGCCACCAACCAGGCGUAGCUUUUGUUUCCUUUUUUAGUUUAGCAACAUGUAAAAUAUUUUAAAACAGCCUGUGACAGGCAGUUUAACUUGAAUUCCAUUAUUCCACAUGUUCAUUACGAGAUUAUUCUCCCCCAGUUUUGAAUUCACAUAAUGUCACAUAUGACAUGACUUGUGCUGAAGUAUUCCUUUAUCUGUGUUUUUGAAGCCUUCUGUGCUUCUUUUUUUUUUGUAAUUGUCAGUGACAAUGGUUUUCUAAGCAUGAAUAGUUAUGAUAGGAUCUCACAUCAGAAAGUGUUGCAUGCUGUGGAAGCAGUUAGAUGAGUCCACUGUGAUUUCAUUGUCAUAUGACAGUUUACUCGAGAGGGCUACUCAGUUGGACCAAAGUUUCUGUGCCUUUUAGUGUUCCUUUAAUUCAUUUUAAAUAACAAAAAACAAGCAUUUGAAAACACUGAAAUGUUUUAUUUCAGGGACAAAUGCCAAGAAGAAGUGUUGAGUUAUUUCCCUUUUUUUUAAAACCCAACAGGACCUCUUGACUCGAGAUGUUUGCUCAGAAAUAACAGUUAUGUAUAUUUUUUCUUCCAAGUCUGAUUUUAUACAGCUCAAAAUGUAAGGAUUUGGUAUAGUUCUGAAGAGGCACAAUUAAAAGAUGAAUUAUUUUCUAACAAGGGGAGGUGCGACUUGGUUUCCUGCUUUUUGAAUUUUCCCUCUCAUGGUCUCUCGUGUAUUCUGCAUUACGUCUGUAGCAUGCCUAAUAAAACUAUUCUGUAGCUCUGCA
Molecule: messenger RNA, 2945 nt
Organism: Micropterus salmoides (largemouth bass)
Lineage: Eukaryota; Metazoa; Chordata; Actinopteri; Centrarchiformes; Centrarchidae
Product: polypyrimidine tract-binding protein 2-like
Exons: 14
Coding region: 109-1665 (518 amino acids)
Biological process (GO): mRNA processing; regulation of RNA splicing
Cellular component (GO): nucleus
Molecular function (GO): mRNA binding
Source: RefSeq, a predicted model, not a curated record